AAGAGCCGGCGGCGCGGAGCGAAAGAGUCGCAGCCUCGUUUUUCUCGCAGCUCAGACGUUUGUCGAUCGAUCCGUCGAUCGCGCUGGAACGUUCGAGCGAGCCCCUCGGGCCUUCGCGCGCAAGUCGAACAUUUCUGACGAGAUGGCGAAGGACAGAAAGCACCGCGCCAUCCCGGGAGUCUUGGUGAUUGUGUUGGCGCUUAUAUCGGCGACCGCAGCUGAGUCUCGCAGGAGGGGUCAUCAUCACCAGGAAGUAAAUCACCACCAUCACGAGUACAAUCACCAUCAUAAUGAGAAUGACGAUAAUGAUAAUGAACAAUGGCAGGUUUACAAUCUCGGUUUGAAUGCAAAUUCUGAUGCACUUAUGCGUAUGCAUUCAAAUGCACGUGGAAAUGGAAAUCGAAUGUUUCGAUUGUAUGGUUUUCAAAACGGAGUGGAGGAAUUAUUACUCUAUGGGUCUGAGUUGCGUGCAAAAAUCCUCGAAACUCUUGGUACUCUCGUCUACGAUCAUUAUGAUGAAUUUAGUAUAGAUCAACUGGAGGCAUUAUAUAGAGUCUAUCAUGACACUUUACGGCGAAAGUAUAAUAUUUUUGAAGUUGCUAAGAAACUGAAAUGGCAACGCGAGGUCUUUAACAACAGCGUAAUCUGUAAAACUGUGCUUGAAAAGAUGUGCUCGUGCAUGAAGGACAGUUCGAACGUUUGUACGAAUAUUAAAACACCAAAUUAUCGUAGAAGUAAUCCACGUAAGAUAUCGAAAAAUGCUUUGAAAGUGAGCGAACUCUUUCCAAAAGAUCUAACACUGGCAAAUCUGUUAAAGCAUAUUCAGAAAAAGAAGCUUAAAAUCACUCCACAAUUAAUUUCUGGAUUACUUUUAAAUGUACCAUAUAAUAAUUUUAAUAACGAUGUGCAUAGAGCAGAAAAAAUAUUGGUUUCAUAUUUGAAUUCAUUAAGUAAUAACAAAUAUUAUAAUAGCUUGGAAAACUUGAACAAAUACAGAACUAUCGAUGAUUUCUUAAAGUCAUUCUUAGAGCAGAAAGCCGAACAGUUCCCGGAUCAGGCAAAGAGAGCUGCAUUGUUUUUAGCCGAACAUGUCCAACGAGAUACAAACUCUAUAAGCGAGAAUAUUGAAAACUUUGGCAUAACUUAUGAAAAUAAAACUAUCGACUUGAAAUAUUUAUGCGAGCUUGUGAUACCUAAUGAUCUUGUAGAUUUGGAUAUUAUUGAAUCUAGGGAUUACUUAGAGUCUGAAAUGAAAAGAAAUCAUGUUGUAAAUCGGUACUUAGAACUCGAUAAAUAUGAACAUGCAACCCCCGAUCAAUUAUUAUUAGAAAUUCUCCGUCAAAUGAAGCGAAUAUCAAGAAUAAUAUCAUUCCCUUCGAAUGUCGUGAGGGCUCUAAGCGCACAUGCGGAUUUUUGGAGAAAAGGUCGAAAUAUUGACAAUGUUGCCGACUUUAUAAAUCUAUUUAAGGCGUAUGAUAAUUUAAUCGAUAAUCCGAAGUUCAAAAGGUUUUUCCAAUUAGCAACAACGAUUCAAAAUAAGCUUAGGAACGAAGAAAAUAUUCAUCUUGAAUUAACGUGUACAAUGCCGAGACCUUGCCUCCAUCGAGUCCUCUUAAAGAUUAUAGAGUGCGAUAUAAUUGACGAUGAGACGAAAGCCGAGAUCUUAGAAUUUAUGAAACUACUCGAUCAAAAUGGCAGACCCUUACUAGUGGAAAAUCCAUUGAAUAAAAUUACUACGUCCAGUGGAAUAACAAAAUUACUAGAAUUUAGAACAACUAGACCCACUGAAAUCACAUUCGUUUCUUCUCGGCAACCUUCGAAGAACGAUGGUUACUUGGUGCACGGAGAAUUAAAGCCGAAGCCUAAGAAACAUAACCUAUCAACCAAUACAGAAGUGAAUUUCGACGAGAGGGAAUUAGGAACAACGCCGAAUAGUUCUGGUGAAGAAAAUACUACUCCAAAAUUCUUUCGUCAUCUAUCAACAAAUGCAAUUUCAACCGAAUAUCCUGUCGCUUAUAAUAAAUUUUCUACCAAUAUAUAUUCUAAUAUUCCAGAAAAUAAAGAGCCAUCGCUAGACGAUCAAGGCGAUGUCGAUUCUUCAACGGACAAUAUGAUUUUUAAACUCACGCCAAAUAGUGCGUCUACAUUAAAUCCAAAAAUAAAAUCAAAAGAUAAGCACCCAAGAGGAAAGCCUAUAGGACCUAAUAAAAUAUUGAAAUUGCGACCUUCGGGCAAGAGCAGUACAAUUAUACCAAACCCAGAUUCCAGCGAUUCUCAAGAGUAUUCGGAAGAAGGUACGACAGUGUAUCCUGGAAAUGAUAUUGACGGAGAGACUAUUGUAACUAUCGCAACCGAAAAUCCAAGUGAGUUUUCAUAUGAGACUACUACAAAUUUAAUAACAACAGUUACAGAACCAAUAGAUGUAUCGGCAGAAUAUACACCGAUUAAUAAUGACUCGCGCGAGACCAUAAUAGACGAUAAUGCUUCAAAUAUGUCAAUAGAAGAAAGUACAACGAAUUAUUCAAUGGAAGGUACGAGUACCGAGGCAUCAAGUACUACAAUUAGACUUGAGAAAAAUGCAAUUUUCCCAGUUGGUCCUUUUGAAGGUGACAUAUCCACUACAACAGAUUCUAGUAUCUGCGAUGAUAGCGAUAGUUGUGCUACAGAAUCCUGCGAAGGCGAUAAUUGUACCGAAGAUAAGGAAGUAACUACACCUAAUGCCUUAAGCGAAGAGUGCAACGACAUGAGUUGCGAGCAAAGUAGCGAAACACCUUGUGUAGGUCCGAAUUGUUCGGUAACGUCUCAAUCCGCAGAAUGUCAAGGCUCCGAUGAAAAAUGUAACGCAGAAAAUUGCUUAGAUUCAAGCUGCAGUACUCCAAUUACUACUUCAGAACCUACUGUGGCACCCACUAUCGUACCAACUUCAGAAUUCACUGCAGUACCUACUCUACUACCUAUAACACUACAUCCAAUAGUAUCUACUGUAGUAUCGACUGUACCCACAAGCACGAUCAAUCCAACAACUACCACUUAUGCACCCACCACUACCGAUGCACUUGACAUAACUACGGAGAGCUGUGGCGAUUCGGAGUGUUCAACAUCGGAAAAUUGUGAUAAAGGAUCCUGUUCCAACGAAGAAAAUUGCAAUUCUGAAAAUUGUGCCGAAUCAACUGAAAAAUGUGAAGGAUCCGAUUGCUCUGACAGCUCGAGUAAUUGUAAAGAUAGUAACGAUGAAGAUUGCAAUAAUACAACGUCAAAGCCUGAAAAUGAAACCGUAGAGCACAAUUUAAUCGGCAAGAGUGUAAUCUGUGAUUCUGAAGACUGUUCUGAAAAAUCUAGCCCAUCAUGUCAAGGGCCGAAUUGUAGUUCAGCGGAAUUAAAUGAUUCGAGUAAGCCUUGUCAUGGUACAGAUUGUCCAACAAAAACUCAGGAUUGCGAUGGAAAAGAUUGUCCCGAUUCAUCUGAAAAUGAUUCUGAUCCGACAACUCCGAAUACCGGAGACAAUGUCACAAAGACGCAUUUCGAUAAAACAAUAACUGAGAAACCCAGGUCCAACCUAUGUAUUUCUAAAGAUCCACAUCGUAAACGCAAGGCUGAGCAUUUGCAAAAGAUAAGGAAACUAACUGCUUUGCUUGCUGACAAACCAAAUAGACAAGGAGCCCUAUUAGACAGCAAUGAAUAUCCCUCGAAUAAUCUGAAUGCAUUCAGAUUUCCAAAAUACAACGGGAAUAUUAGCGGGCGCGUUAAAACGUUAAUUCAAAAAUUAAAGACGGGCAAAUCGUUUAAAAAACUACAGGAUUCGUUUAAAAACACGCAGGCUAACGCGUACAGCAAUAGCAUGAAUAUUCCUGAAAAUAUGAAUAAUCAGAAUAGAAGAAAGCUUGUGGUGAAAAAUAGUAUACUCUCUCAACAAAAUAGUCAACAUCAUCGUGAGGUAACCGAGAAGAGAAUAAUUCAAAAACAACUGAAAGAAUCUUCAAAGAAUACAAGAGCUAUAAAGAUAAACAACAGAGUAGAAAUGCGUAGGAAACUUCCCAUAAAGCUUAGAGCUUACGAUCCUAACAUGAUCCUUCAAUCAAAGCGAAAUAAUCCAAAUAAAAAUUAA
Molecule: messenger RNA, 4105 nt
Organism: Ceratosolen solmsi marchali
Lineage: Eukaryota; Metazoa; Arthropoda; Insecta; Hymenoptera; Agaonidae
Exons: 2
Coding region: 143-4105 (1320 amino acids)
Molecular function (GO): protein binding
Source: RefSeq, a predicted model, not a curated record